AACCACCACUACACCGACGAGUAAUAAGCACAACUAAAUUUGCUCUCUCCACUUCUACUCCACAGCUGAGGAAAUUAGCAAAAAUGAGCAUAAUGGAGGGAGGUGUUGGGGGUGUGGUGGGUUCAGAAACCGACCUGCUCACCGACACCCUCAUGAUGGACGACUUUGCACCCGACAUCGAUCUCCUCGAUGACAUUCUCGGCGUGGAUUACGACUGGAAAGAACUGGAGCCCACGUUAUCCCAACAAAACCAGCAGUUCCACUUCGGACAGCAACAAUUUAUUUCAAAUUUCCAACAUCAGAACAUAAAAUCUGAACUAUUUCUACCCAAUCCAAUCGAUUCCCCGCCGCCAGACCACCCCCACACUCACCACCAACAACAACAGCAGGAUAUAAAACCCAUCCUGCUCCCACAACAGUCGUCAAUUAUCAUCCCAAACUUCACGGCUUUAGCUACGACCACAUCGAGGAAAGCCACCACCUCCCCACCAUCGCACCCACAAUACAUCCAACCAGCACCACCACCGCCACCACCCACGACAACUCCACCCGCUCCAACAACCACCUCCAACCUAAUCCCCACCACGACGACGGGGAACAUUUUCAGUUUUUCCACGGCUGGUUUCUGUCAGCCCGUGUUUAACAAUGGUCAAACGAUUCUCCUUCCGCAAUUACAACUCGUCGUCCAGCAGGACAAACUCCCAAUGAAACGCCUCGCUUCUUCCCAUAGUUUCUCCAGCAACAGCAGCAACGAUGGUCAAUCCACCACGACGAAUUCAUCCACAAAUUCCCACUCGACGAAGCGUCCAAAGCAAAAAGAACAAACCUCUCGUCGUUCCUCCCACAACGCGAUCGAACGUCGAUAUCGAUCAUCAAUUAAUGAUAAAAUUAUCGAAUUGAAAUCUUUGGUUUUCAAUGGAAACUCCAACAACAAAUCGGAAACGGAGAAAAUUCAUAAAGCUGCAAUUUUACGAUCAGCAAUUGACACGAUUCGUUACUUGCAAAAUUCAAAUUCCAGAUUUGAGAAAGAGAAUCGUAGUUUGAAAAGUAUAUUAAAUCAAGUGAAAAAAUGCCAUAGUUGUGGCGUUGAACAAUUGCCAAUUCCGAUUUUUGGGAAUUUCUCGGCUGCGAAUUCUAAUGCGGAUUUAAGAGAAUUGCUAACGGAUAAUUCACCACCACCGACGGAUCAAGAAUCCUCUAAUCCAUCAACACCGAAUUCUAUCCAUAAUUCUGAAGAAAAUGGACCAGCCAAAAAUAAAUCGAGCCCGAUUGCGCUGUUUGCAAUUGCUGCGGGGUUAUUCCUCAUCAAUCCUGGCACUCAUCAUCCACAUCAUUUCGAACAUGAAACGGAGCACAGUCGCGUGACCCGUUCAAUAACGGAAACAACACCCAUGAAAUCACCGGAUAUUUGGACCCCACGGAUUUUCGCUGUUUUUAUCAACUUGAUAUUUUUCAUGUUGAUUUGGUAUUUAUCGGAUAAAUUGUUUUCAAGAAAACCUCGAGAACAGCAGAAAAAGUUCAAAAAAUCAAAAUAUUCUCAGAAAUACGUACAAACGGAGUACGGAAAGUUGAAAACCGCUUUAAACACGAAAUCCAAAGAAACUUUUGAGAUAAUCUUGAACGACAUUGAUGAAUUUAUUCCACGUUGUAAUUUAGCUUUAAAAUUCCACAAUUUUUUCUUAUUAUGGAAAUUUUCCUUCUUUUCAAUGGAUUUGGAGAAAUCAGAUUCGGAUAUUUUUAUGGAUUUUAUCAUUGCGAAAUGUUUUGUAGAACUUGGGAAAAUUUAUUCACUGAAAAACAAUGAAAAAUUAGCCAAUUAUUGUGGUUUUCAAGGUUUAAAGUAUGGAAUUAAUUGUAUUCAGAGCAAAGAAGGACAGAAUUUAGUUAUCAAUGCUGUUUUAUUAACUAAAUCUAAAUUAGUCUUAAAAUCAGUGUUGUUUAAAAUCAAAAAUUCACAAAGUUGCCAUAAAAAUCUUCAUCCGUUAUUGGACUCCAACGUUGGAUUAUCAUUCUUCAGACACAAUCUUAAAAGGAAUUCAACAAAUUCCCACACCCCGCUGACAACUUGUAUAUCCUCCUCCGACCCCGUGUCCACCUUGGUCAACAAGUACAAGUACGAAAUGAUGUGGAAUGGCGUCACCCAAUUAUUUUACUAUGGAGAAGGAGCCGUGGAAUAUUUUAAGAAUGCCGUGAGAGGUGUCAUCGCAGAGAGGAAGAGGAAACCCGGAUGUGGUGAAGCUGAAAGUGAUGAAGACUCGGAAACUGAUUUACAUUGUGAAUGGUGGGCGUGCGUUCUUUGGACACAAGCUGAAUGGAUGGCAAGAGGCGGUCGAAUUCCAAUAUUGCAAAGACUUUACAAAGUUGUGGAUUCAUUAUGGAAAUAUCAAAUGGAUGAUCCGCUAUGCAAAGCCGUUUAUUACACACACAUGGCUAAAAGGAUUUUGCUGCAAGACACCCACCGCCAAUCCCCAAUAUCCUCAAUCAGACGACUGAUCGAUUCCUCAGGAGAAUCCCUACGCGAUGCCAUCAACUUGACAACGGACAAACCAAAACCCGUUAUCCAAUUAAUAUGGACCUUAACGGCGGAAUGGAUUUUAGAAAUCCGACUUGAACUCUGGGAAGAAAUGAAUUCAAAAACGGAUGUGGAAUUUACUCGACAAUUCUCUCGAGAUUUGGACACCUUAAGAUCUCUUACUCAUUAUGUUCCCAGCUCGCUCCCAUCCGUCUACUUAUACGAAGCCUCCCUUCGUCUAAUGACGAAAGCAUCACCUGGAAGAACUCAACAAUUACUUGACGCCUCCCUCCGUUCCGUACGAAUUAACCAAAGAUCUGGAUUAAUUUGUAAUAAUGCAUCACAGAAUUUAAUGAAUUUGGAGGAAGAUUUAUUAGCGGAUGGUGAAACAGAGUUAAAUUGUAAUAAGAAAAAAACGGACGUAAACUUAAUUAGGGAAAAGCGAAAGGCGAUUGCUUUAUAUUUACGAUGUAAACAUUUACCUAGUCAAGUCAUUACUUGUCCCGGUGAAAAGGCAGGAAUGCUUAAGGAAGCACUGAAAUGCUUAGAAAUUGUCGGUGAUGACAAGAAAAUUAUUGAUUGUUUGGACAUGAUCAAAUCGUUACAUUCUGUUGCUUUAUAUUAAAAUGUAUUUAUAUACUUCCUCAAAAUAAUAACCACAUUUUUAAGAGAAUGUAAAAAAAAAAUGUCAGGAAAUACAUAAAAAAAGUUAAUUAAAAAUGUCCUUGUGUAAAACAAUGAAAUUUA
Molecule: messenger RNA, 3259 nt
Organism: Folsomia candida
Lineage: Eukaryota; Metazoa; Arthropoda; Collembola; Entomobryomorpha; Isotomidae
Gene: SREBP
Exons: 8
Coding region: 84-3137 (1017 amino acids)
Biological process (GO): regulation of transcription by RNA polymerase II
Cellular component (GO): nucleus
Molecular function (GO): RNA polymerase II cis-regulatory region sequence-specific DNA binding; protein dimerization activity; DNA-binding transcription factor activity, RNA polymerase II-specific
Source: RefSeq, a predicted model, not a curated record